Molecule: messenger RNA, 1865 nt
Organism: Helicoverpa armigera (cotton bollworm)
Lineage: Eukaryota; Metazoa; Arthropoda; Insecta; Lepidoptera; Noctuidae
Product: sialin
Exons: 12
Coding region: 285-1754 (489 amino acids)
Biological process (GO): monoatomic anion transport; transmembrane transport
Cellular component (GO): membrane
Molecular function (GO): transmembrane transporter activity
Source: RefSeq, a predicted model, not a curated record
AACAUAUUUUAUUUUUGAGCGCGCGCCGCGUGAGGUCGCGUCAGUCGGGUUUCUGCGCUUGCCGGUGUUGGGUGUGCGUCCUCCUCGACUCUUAAAUUCGUGUCAUAGUUUAUUUAAAACUGAUUUUCAUAAAUUAAAAUAGCCUUAACUAUAUUUAAAGUUAUUUAAGGACGUAGUGUAAUCUUUAAUAAGUGUGUUGAUUUUACGUCAAGUGUGUAUUAACCUCUAUUUAUUUUAGUGUUUAAAAAUAAGACGAUCUUUAAGUCAUUCCAAAGGCGCGCACCAUGGCCAAAACAGAGAAGUCAUUUCCAAGAAACUUUACAGGUUGUCUAACAUGCGUCCAAGUGUUGAAUAUAAUGGUCCUCCUGGGCUUCAUGUUGAACUACGCCCUCCGAGUGAACCUCACGAUUGCCAUUGUGGAAAUGAUUUACGAUGACAACGACAACCUCACUGCUGCCAUGAACAUCACCCACGGACCUCAUAAUGUCACUGAGCACCCAGAACACAUUGAACAAACUCGUUACCACUGGGACACGAAGCAAAAGAACCACUUGCUUGGCUGCUUCUUCUGGGGUUACGUGCUCACAGAACUACCAGGCGGCAGAUUAGCAGAAAUCAUUGGUGCCAGGCGGGUGUUCGGCUACAGUACUCUGCUAGCCAGUAUCCUUACCCUCCUCACUCCUGGCUCCGCAGCCAUCGGCUUCGGAUGGAUAGUAGCCGUUAGAGUCUUGCUAGGAUUCCUCCUAGGAGCAACAUGGCCAGCUAUCCUCCCUAUGGCAUCCAAAUGGAUUCCACCAAUGGACAGAUCAAAAUUCAUGUCUAACAUGAUGGCAUCAUCGUUGGGCGCGGCGAUGACGAUGCCAAUUUGUGGCUUCCUGAUCGCCCACUUCGGCUGGGAGUCAGCCUUCUACUUCACUGGUAUAAUCGGCGUGAUGUGGUCGGUAGCAUGGUUCGCAGUGGUGUACGAUACGCCAGGUCAACACCCUCGCAUAUCGGAGACUGAGCGCAACUACCUCAUGAAGGCGCUGCCUCAGGAUAACAACAGCAAAGGGCACAUGCCAGUACCCUGGAAGAGGAUGCUGCUGUCUCCUCCGGUCUGGGCCAUCAUCAUCACCCACGGAGCCUCCGUGUUCGGCUACUUCACGGUCGUCAACCAGCUGCCGAGCUACAUCGAGAGCAUCCUGCACUUCAAUAUUAAACAUAACGGCCUCCUCUCAUCCCUGCCGUACUUAGGCAAGUACCUGUGUGCACUCGCAUCGUCGGUGCUGGCUGACUGGCUCAGACGCAGCGGCAAGCUCUCCACCACGGCUGCCAGGAAACUCUUCACUGGAUUCGCUGUUGGACUGCCUGGUUUACUAAUGAUAGCCCAAGCAUACCUGGGCGGCGACCGGGUGUGGUCCAUAGCUAUCUUCACAUCAGCACUGACCAUCAACGGCGCUGUCACUGCGGGAUACCUCGGCAACGGGCUGGAUAUCGCGCCUAACUUCAGUGGUACAAUCUUCGGCAUGGCGAACACGCUUUCAUCGUUCGGUGGUUGGCUGUCUACCUUCAUGGUCGGAGAACUCACCAAGGAAAAUAACACCCCAGAACAGUGGAAGAUAGUAUUCUACAUCCUAGCGGGCACCUACAUAACCGGAGCCCUAUGCUUCGUGACCUUCGGCUCCGGGGAGCAACAGCCCUGGAACUCCUCAAAACCCACCCCUGACGUGGAGAAGCCUCAUGAGGAACAACCUCUCAAUGAGGAGAAGGCGUGAAGAGGUGGAGGUGGAAGGAAGUCAGACAUGCUAAGGUGAUUUGAAAGUUGGUUAGAGGUAGUUCGGUCAGUUUUGAAAGGUUUUUAACCGAUUUCUCGAAAAAGAGGUUCU